This is a messenger RNA of Drosophila pseudoobscura, 2707 nucleotides long. It is a transcript of the gene nAChRalpha1, whose product is annotated as nicotinic acetylcholine receptor alpha1. NCBI's taxonomy places the organism in Eukaryota, Metazoa, Arthropoda, Insecta, Diptera, Drosophilidae. The coding region runs from base 494 to 2209 and encodes 571 amino acids. Gene Ontology annotation, molecular function: acetylcholine-gated monoatomic cation-selective channel activity; transmembrane signaling receptor activity. Gene Ontology annotation, cellular component: plasma membrane; postsynaptic membrane; neuron projection. The record is from RefSeq and is a predicted model, not a curated record. Gene Ontology annotation, biological process: chemical synaptic transmission; signal transduction; regulation of membrane potential. The transcript has 9 exons.
AGGUGGCGUGCUGCUAUACAGCAGCACCAUUGCUGCCAUUAAAAUAGACGCCGCAGCGCAACAGCAACGCUGCCGUCGUCACAAUCAACGCCAGCGCCAGCACCAUCCACACCAUCGCCAUCGCAGACGACGACGGCGCAGCAGCAGCAGCAGCAACAGCAACAACAGUCACAGCGGAGGCGGCGGCAGCGGAAAGAGCAACGGCAACGGCAGCGGCUAUAGCAGCAAUCAAAGCGGUGGCAACAGCAACACCAGCAGCCUGUUGGCCGUAGUGGGUGUGGCAAGCAGCUGCCCCUUGCUCGCCACUCAGCAGCUCAUCGACGACAGUGGCGGCGGCGGCGACGACGAGGGCGGCGCACCGACAGCGCGGCUGCAACAUUGCGGCGACGAGCAGCAGCAACAACCAGGUCGACGGCGACGCCGGCACCACAACGGCCUGUCAUUUGUAGGCAAUGCAACGCUCUCAGCAGCAACGGGUUGGACCUGGCCUAAGAUGGGUAGCGUGCUAUUCGCAGCUGUAUUCAUAGCAUUACACUUCGCCACCGGCGGCCUGGCCAACCCAGAUGCAAAGCGUCUCUACGACGACCUGCUGAGCAACUACAAUCGCCUCAUCCGACCCGUGGGUAACAACUCGGAUCGCCUCACAGUGAAAAUGGGUCUGAAACUAUCCCAGCUGAUCGAUGUGAACUUGAAGAAUCAAAUUAUGACCACCAAUGUGUGGGUGGAGCAGGAAUGGAACGACUAUAAAUUGAAAUGGAAUCCCGAUGAUUAUGGCGGCGUGGACACACUGCAUGUGCCCUCCGAGCAUAUAUGGCUGCCGGAUAUUGUGCUCUAUAACAACGCCGAUGGCAACUAUGAAGUGACAAUAAUGACAAAAGCAAUUCUGCAUCACACUGGCAAAGUGGUAUGGAAACCGCCGGCCAUUUACAAAUCCUUUUGCGAAAUCGAUGUCGAAUACUUUCCCUUCGACGAGCAGACAUGUUUCAUGAAAUUCGGCUCCUGGACAUACGAUGGUUACAUGGUUGACUUGCGGCACUUGAAGCAAACCGCCGACUCGGAUAACAUCGAAGUGGGCAUAGAUCUGCAGGACUACUAUAUAUCUGUCGAAUGGGAUAUUAUGCGAGUGCCGGCGGUGCGCAACGAAAAGUUCUACAGCUGCUGCGAAGAGCCCUAUCUGGACAUCGUGUUCAAUCUGACGCUGAGGCGGAAGACCCUCUUCUACACAGUGAACCUGAUCAUUCCCUGCGUAGGCAUCUCGUUCCUGUCCGUGCUAGUCUUUUACCUGCCCAGUGACUCCGGCGAGAAGAUCUCACUGUGUAUCAGCAUUCUGCUGUCGCUCACUGUGUUCUUCCUGCUGCUGGCCGAAAUUAUUCCGCCGACCUCGCUGACAGUGCCGCUGCUGGGAAAAUAUCUCCUCUUCACCAUGAUGCUAGUCACGCUCUCCGUUGUGGUCACCAUUGCCGUGCUAAAUGUGAACUUUAGAUCACCUGUUACGCAUCGCAUGGCGCCGUGGGUGCAGCGUGUCUUCAUCCAAAUCCUGCCCAAGCUGCUCUGCAUCGAGCGGCCAAAGAAGGAGGAGCCCGAGGACGAUCAGCCGCCCGAGGUGCUCACCGACGUCUUUCAUCUGCCGCCGGAUGUGGAUAAGUUUGUCAACUACGACACGAAGCGUUUCAGCGGCGACUACGGCAUACCAGCACUACCCGCCUCCCAUCGCUUCGAUUUGGCCGCUGCGGGCGGAAUUAGCGCGCAUUGUUUUGGCGAGCCACCGCUGGCCUCCUCACUGCCACUGCCAGGCGCCGACGAUGAUCUCUUCAGUCCAGCGGGCCUCAACGGGGACCUCAGUCCCGGCUGCUGUCCGGCCGCUGCACAUGCCGCUGCGGCCGCUGCUGCCGCCGAUCUCAGUCCCACGUUCGAGAAGCCCUAUGCCCGGGAGAUGGAGAAGACCAUUGAGGGAUCGCGCUUCAUAGCCCAGCAUGUAAAGAACAAGGACAAGUUUGAGAGUGUGGAAGAGGAUUGGAAGUACGUUGCCAUGGUAUUGGAUCGUAUGUUUCUUUGGAUUUUCGCAAUCGCUUGCGUGGUCGGAACAGCGCUUAUUAUAUUGCAAGCGCCUAGUCUGUACGAUCAGUCGCAGCCGAUUGAUAUACUCUAUUCGAAAAUUGCCAAAAAGAAAUUCGAGCUGCUCAAGAUGGGCAGCGACAACACCUUAUAGCGACCGCUAGGGUUCGCAGCCGGCUGGUGGAAUCUUAUCAUCAGCUCGUUGCGAACCCUGUUCGCCGCUCGCGACGAUGAUCGUGGAUAAUAUAUAAUGAGCCAAACCAUGAGCAUUUCAUCGGCGUUGUACAACACUAACAGCAGCAGCAGCAGCAGUAGCAAUGACAGUGGCAGUGUCAAUGCCAGUGCUAACAGCGCCAACGGAACCCCAAACGAAACCUCAUGGAGCCCAUUGUAGGAACACCCGAACAGAGCGAAGCGAAGCGAACAUUGCGAAAUGAAUUGAAAACACACACAAUCGAGUAGAGGUAGAGUGCAAGCAGUUUUUGGAGCAGUUGAUCAAAAUAUGUAUGUAAUGUAAUGCAAAGAUGCUGUAGUGUUGAUUAACCGUGACCAGUGCUGGACAGCGACUAAAUACAGAUCAAGACGCGAGUGACCAGCGCAGCCAAAACGAAGUUUAGUUUGUAAGUUUCUGAAGUGGUACGAGUAGUACUUG